CCAAUUAGUAGUCUGUAUACUUGUUGCCUGUAUAGAGAAUAGAGGCUAUAAUAAACAUUUUACCAUAUUUUGAAAAUUAAAAAAAGUUCAGGUCUUUAUUUAAAAAAUAAAACAGUUGAAGUUCCAUUUUGAAAAUGCAUAUAGACGAAACCGAAAAAGAGUUUAGUAUUCAAGCGCCUUGGGGCACGAUUGUCGGACUAACAUGGGGCGACAGCUCCCUCCCCCCCGUGCUACUGGUCCACGGCAAGCUGGACGUGUGCUCCAGCUUCCGGUCCCUAGUCGCCCUCCUACCACGCUCAUUCUACUACGUGGCGAUAGACUUACCGGGCAACGGUCGCUCGGACCCUCUACCACGAGGUGUGCGGUUCACAGUGAUGGACUAUGUGCCGGUGAUAAGUAUAGUUAAGGAACAUUACGGCUGGGAGAAGUUCAUGUAUGUGGCGCACUCGUUUGGGACUAUUGUUGGUAAGAUUUACAACAUAGCGUACCCCGAGAUAAUAACCCGCGUGGUAGAACUCGACCCGGUGCCCGCUUACCACACCUGGCCCACUACCAGGGAGGGACUAAGGAGAUGGUACCACCGCUACUACGACUCGUACGAACCUCACAAAUACCACAAGUUCUACGGCGGGCUAGACGGAGCGCCCAAAUACACAUACGAAAAGGCUCAAGAAAUGAUAAUGAGCUCCAGAAGCAUACCAAAAGAGGCCACAGAGAACGUUCUGGAGCGGUGCCUGGAGCCUGCCGGUGACGGCCUCUACAGAUUUACCUACGAUCAGCGUAUGAAGGAAGUAACCAUUCUACCAUUCUCAGGGGAGCAUCUGAGGAGGAUAUACACCACCUGUACGACCCCCACAUUCGCUGUUUUAGCUCAGAGCGUGAUCGACAUAGGAUUAUACGAGACAGUACCCUUUAUAACAGACGCUGACUGCUGGCCCUACCGGAACUACAGUUUUAAAAUUGUCGAUGGUGGCCACGACUUGCACUUAAACAAACCUGAGGCCAUAGCCGAAGAUAUAUCUAAGUUUCUAAUGGCGCAUUUAACGUCUAAGUUGUGAUUUCAUUAAUUCAAAAUUCAAUAUCGUUUAUUCAGUCUAGGCUGUUACAAGCACUUCUGAAAAGCUACGGCGGGAGACCUUGUACUGAGAAGAACUGGCAAGAAACUCGGCAGGGGCUGUUUUUUUCUCCCUGUAUUAUAUACAGA
Chilo suppressalis (striped riceborer) is the source of this 1204-nucleotide messenger RNA. NCBI's taxonomy places the organism in Eukaryota, Metazoa, Arthropoda, Insecta, Lepidoptera, Crambidae. The record is from the annotation of a GenBank genome assembly.